AAAAGGCACUUAACAAUGAUCUCCUCCCCCCACACACACAUUUGUGCCAGUUGUAGUCAGUUCUGUUGUCUUUUGUACAGUACAGUAAGCUUCAAAAUCGAUGAACGAUGGCAGCAAAUGCAGUAGACGCCACUCGAAAAUGGUGGGAAGAUCUAAAUCUGCCACCAAAUGUAGUACGAAAUCCAGCAUUAAUUAGUGAUAAACUGAAAGAUGCCAGGAUUAUCUUUCAGAAUAAAGCACUGUGGGAGAGAUUUAACGAACUACAAACGGAAAUGGUAGUGACAAAAAUUGGAAGAAGAAUGUUUCCUUCGGUAUCAAUUAGACUAUGUGGACUUUGUCCCAAUACAUAUUAUUUUAUACUGCUAGACGUCAUACCUGUUGAUAACUUUAGGUAUAGAUAUAAUGCAGGAACUUGGACGGUAGCAGGAAGAGAUCCAGCUGAAAUUUUAACACAGUUCUAUAAACACCCAGAUUCACCUGCUCUCGGAUCUCAUUGGAUGAAAGAUGAAAUUUUUUUUGAUAAAGUAAAAUUAAGUAAUGGACAGAUAGAAUAUAUAUCUCCAAACGACUCCAAAAUAGUUAAACGUAUCUCAAUUCGUUCAAUGAGAAAAUACAUAGUAAGAAUUCACUUGUCAGCCGAAAGUGAUAUAAGAUGUCUCAAUAUGAGAUAUUUCAAGACCUUCUGUUUAGAAGAAACAAAAUUUAUUGCUGUAACUGCAUAUCAUAAUGACCAAGUAACACAGUUAAAAAUAAGUUAUAAUCCUUUUGCAAAAGGUUUUAGAGAAGCAGCAUUCAAAAGAGGUGAAUCAGAUGGUGAUGUUUACGAAGAAGCUGAAAGAUCUAUAGUUAAAGUAGAAGCUGGCAGUAGUACGGAUAAUGAAACUGUUCCACAAACAGCAGUCCAGAUGCCUGAAUUUGAAAACAGGCGAGAAAUUUCUGCUGCCGAAGCGUAUUCUCGGUAUCAGGCACAGCAGGAGCAGGAGAAUCGAAGGGUGUCGUUUUUUCGACAUCCAAUUCGAUGGUAUGCUAAUAUGUUUGAUGAAGAUUUGCUUUACUUUCCUUUAUUUGCACAUCCAUCAUUUCUGUCUCCAGUUUUCUAUCCAAAUCACGGCAUACCGGGUGCCUUUGCUUUUCCACAUCAGAAUUUGAAUAAUCACUACAACGCAGAUUAUAACAACAGGGAUUAUCGUUCUCAAAACAGAGGAGGCACUUAAUGAAAUCAGUUUUUACAAAGCAUCAAACUUAUAAUCAACUUUUUACUACGAAUAAAACUCUGUGAUUUUUAUAUAAAUGUUUUGACAAAUAUUUUACAUAUUUAUAAAAUUGUUACUACUAAAUAAAACAAGUUUAAUAUUAAGCAUUGUCUUAAUUCAAAUUUGAUACACCAGAUACACCAGAAUUGAUAACAGUUCAAGUGAUAUAUAGAUAGGAUUGCAGAUGUCCCAGUUUUUGGAUGAUAUCCCAACUUGGUUUGUAAUUUUGUCUUGAUUGGAGGAAAAGUAUCAAAAAUUUAUGAAAAUUAAUUGGAAAGAGGAGCAACUUUCAGAAGCCCCCUAAGGUAAGAAAGGUGGCUGUAGUGUGACCUGACCUUGAUGUCCAGUGCUAAUGCAGCAGCUGAACUACUGUCAGUUCCCUCUUCCUAC
This is a messenger RNA of Centruroides sculpturatus (bark scorpion), 1643 nucleotides long. Its product is annotated as T-box transcription factor mls-1-like. Gene Ontology annotation, cellular component: nucleus. Bases 108 to 1214 code for a protein of 368 amino acids. Gene Ontology annotation, biological process: cell fate specification; positive regulation of DNA-templated transcription; regulation of transcription by RNA polymerase II. Gene Ontology annotation, molecular function: DNA-binding transcription factor activity, RNA polymerase II-specific; RNA polymerase II cis-regulatory region sequence-specific DNA binding. The transcript has 7 exons. The record is from RefSeq and is a predicted model, not a curated record. NCBI's taxonomy places the organism in Eukaryota, Metazoa, Arthropoda, Arachnida, Scorpiones, Buthidae.